AUGGAUUCCCAGCACCAGCAACAGCACGCCUGGCCCGUUCAACCUCAUGCCGGAGCCUACAUGAUGGGCGCUCCCCAAAUGGCCGGUGCCCAGCACCAGCAACCCCAAGGAUACCCUCAGCAGUACCAGCAACAGCAGCACUCCAGCAUGAUGGACCACCAGCAGCAACAGCAGCCGCAGCAUCCUAUGGGCGGUCACCAUAUCCCAACUCCCCACGGCGUCCCCGCUCACCACCAAGGGUAUGGUGUGCCUCCUCAAGAGCCUCCCCGUGGUGGACCCAACCCUGGAGCCAGGAGAUCGCCUCCUCCCUACCGCCCUGCUUACCGUGAGCGAUCCUACUCUCCUCCUCCUCGCCACCGCAGAACACCUUCCCCCCGUGGAUACAGAGACUCUCGGGGAGGCUAUGAGCGUGACAUCGGUGGUUACCAGGGCGGUCGUUAUGACCGUGGAUAUGACCGUGGUGGGUACGAUCGAUCGGAUCGUGGUGGCUACGACCGUGGAUAUGACCGUGGAGGAUAUGACCGUGGAUACGAUCGCAGCUAUGAUCGUGGCUAUGGCGGCGGACAGCGUGGAGGAUAUGACCGUGGUGGAUAUGGUCGUCCUCGCUCUCCCCCAAGGCGGAGGACCAUCAACCGUGGUAGUGAGGAGGAUCGGUUAAACUCCAGAACACUGUACAUUGGAAACAUCCCCUACAGCUUCCGGGAACCCGAGGUCGAGGAGAUGUUCAAGAAGUUUGGAACCAUUGUCAAGAUCACUGUCGUUCUGGAUCAAUUCACCGGCCGCAACAAGGGAUUUGCAUUCGUUGAGUAUGAGGAUCGCAAAAAUGCCGAAGAAGCCAUGGAAAAGUACAAUGGAUUCGAUGUAGAAGGCAGACGUUUGAAAUUGGACUGGGACAUUGGUCUGGGCAAGAAGGACAUCAAGCCCCCACGCUCGACUGGAACCACCGAGAACAGCACCGCCGAGACCACCCCUCAGCCUCAGACUCACUCGACCACCGAGGCCUCAACCCCUGCUGAGAGUUCGGCCCAGAAGUCGGACGAGUCUUCGCCUGUUCUCCCUGCUACUGCUGCUGAGAACGAUUUUGCUGCUGAGAACGAUUCUGCUGCCGACGCUGCCGCUACUGAGGUUGCGACUGACAUGUCUGCCACCCACUUGACUGAGGCCCAGCAGCCAGCCCCUAGCGCAGAAGAGCCUUCAACUGACGCUGCCAUUACUACCACUGCCCCAGAACAGCAUGAGGAUGGAUCUGCUGAGGCACCCGUCGAGCUCUAG
Linnemannia hyalina is the source of this 1272-nucleotide messenger RNA. The record is from the annotation of a GenBank genome assembly. Lineage: Eukaryota; Fungi; Mortierellomycota; Mortierellomycetes; Mortierellales; Mortierellaceae.